UUGGUGUCAGUCAGUCUUGAAGCGGAAUCAGUUCGGAACGGUUUAUCACAGCUGUCGCGGGUGCUCGGUGUUUAGGCGAUCAGCCGUGAACAAAUUGCAAUCUCCAUCAACAAUUCGUGUCUCGUUAGUGCCCAAUUAGUAUUUCGAUCAAGGCACGGCAAGUGUAAAUUGGCCCGUCGUCUAUGUUUCAAGAUAAUACGGACUGAUUAGCGUAAAAUGUGAUAAGCGACAAUAACCGAAUCGUCGACGAAAAAGUGAGUUAGCAAUCCAGUGGCAGCCCUUCAUCCCGAGACUCUUAGGAUCAUAUUCUAUGUCUGAGACCUGAGGCACUCUCCAGGUGAUAAAAAAUUGAAAAACAACCCGGCAAAAUGAUUGUGGAACUCACGUUGAAGCAAAAAACGGCGACGCUGGCAUGCAUCACAGCUGUUGGCUGCGCGAUGUCAUUACUGAUCGGGCGGCGUACCAUUCCGCAAACGUUGCUGUCCGGAAUCGUACUGUAUCUGCUAAGCGGGGACAGGCCAACGAUGGUGUAUUCGAUGUUUCGGACUCUUCCCAGGGAUUUGAACGCCAUCGUAUGCUUCCUCCGCCUCAACAUCGCUCUGCACCGGUUCGACAACCGUAAGACGGUAGUGAAGGCUUUCGAGCAUGUUGCCGCCCGGCAACCGGCCAAGGUGGCUCUACUCAUGGACGAUACCCGGCUAACCUUCGGCGAGGUAAAGCAGCUCUCGGAUCGCAUUGCCAGUUAUUUCCACUCGAAAGGAUUUGCGAAGGAUGAUACGAUAGCACUGAUGAUGGAAACUCGCACCGAGUACCCGUGCGUCUGGCUGGGACUGGCCAAGCUCGGUGUCGUGACGGCACUGAUCAACACCAACCUGCGGCGGGAAACGCUGAGGCACUCGAUUGCGGUGGCUAAUUCGAAAGCUAUCAUUGUUAGCUCGGAACUGGCUGGAGCCAUCGCCGAAGUGAUUGAUCAAGAAGGAGUGAAAGGUCUCCCCAUUUUCGUAUACGGCUCCGAGCAGUCUUCAGACCCGAUUAAACUGGAGCAAUUGCCAGCUGCCGAGGACUUGCGGCACGCUCUGAAUGGCGUACAGAAUGUAGACUUAAGCGCUAUCUGGGAUGAUGUAUCACCGAAAGAUAAAUUAGUUUACAUCUACACGUCCGGCACGACCGGGAUGCCCAAGGCUGCUGUGAUCACCAAUUCCAGAUUCAUCAUGAUGGGCAGCGGAGCCUACUACAUGCUGAGCUUACGCGACGAUGAUGUCAUUUACAAUCCGCUGCCACUGUAUCAUUCCGCGGGCGGAAUGGUCGGUAUGGGCUCUGUACUACUGUGCGGUCUGACGAUGGCACUGCGGAAAAAGUUUUCGGCAUCUAACUUCUUCGUGGAUUGCUCCAAGUACAACUGUACGGUCGCCCAGUACAUUGGGGAGAUCUGCCGGUUCGUUUUGGCAACGCCUCCGAAACCAACCGACACUCAGCACCAGAUUCGAGUAAUGUUCGGCAACGGGCUUAGGCCGCAGAUCUGGACCCGGUUCGUUGCGCGAUUCAAUAUCAAACAAAUUGCCGAGUUUUACGGAUCAACCGAGGGGAAUUCCAAUUUGAUGAACACCAAUAAUACGGUUGGUGCGGUUGGAUUUGUACCGGCAUUUGCUGGAAAGAUCUACCCAGUCACUUUGGUUAGAUGUGAGGAAGACACCGGUGAAAUAAUUCGAGGCAGUGAUGGUUUCUGUAUUCGAUGCAAACCCGGAGAGCCGGGAGUUUUCAUUGGAAAAAUUAAUCUGAAAAAUUCACUCAACUCAUUCGUUGGUUAUGCCGACAAAAAGGCCUCCGAUAAGAAAGUGCUGCGUGAUGUGUUCGCUAAGGGCGAUAUGUUCUUCAAUUCUGGCGAUAUUUUGGUGGCGGAUUUGUUCGGAUAUUUCUAUUUUAAAGAUCGUACGGGAGAUACUUUCAGAUGGCGCGGAGAAAAUGUCGCCUCGUUUGAGGUCGAGAACGUCAUCGCUAGUAUCGUCGGGUUGACUGGAUGCGCCGUUUAUGGAGUUGAUAUCCCCGAAAUCGAAGGAAAAGCAGGUAUGGCGGCGAUUGUGGACGCCGAAGGCAAGCUGGAUUUAGAGCAGCUUGCGGCCGGUAUUCGGGCCACUUUACCGGCAUAUGCGAGACCUCUGUUCAUUCGAGUGCUGACCGAAGUCCCUAUGACGACAACCUUCAAGUUAAUCAAACGUGACCUGCAGCUCGAGGGCUACGAUAUUACCAAAAUCAAGGAUCCGAUCUAUUUCCUGCAGAGCAAUGGUAGCUAUCGUUUGUUCAGUCAAGAGGAUUACGACAUCGUGAGUAGUGGCAGGGGCAAGUUUUAGAUGACCUAGCACACUGUUUGAAACGCGGUAAACUGAUUAAUAUAGAUAGCUCGAUGUGCCAAAAACACACUUCCCCACUAUUCCAAAUCGACUGAUAGUUUUGUCUAGUUUCUAAAUUUAGCUGUUUAGUUGAAUAGCUUUAGCGUAUGAAUGUUAUAGUAAAGAUAAUUUAUUUUUAGUUCAAUUAUUUUUUUUUUCAAAUCCAUUUAUUGUUCGUCAUACCAAAUGUUAUUUUACAUAAGAAAAUAAAUGAAUAAAUAAUUAAGUUUUA
Molecule: messenger RNA, 2619 nt
Organism: Topomyia yanbarensis
Lineage: Eukaryota; Metazoa; Arthropoda; Insecta; Diptera; Culicidae
Gene: Fatp3
Product: long-chain fatty acid transport protein 4
Exons: 11
Coding region: 369-2348 (659 amino acids)
Biological process (GO): triglyceride homeostasis
Cellular component (GO): endoplasmic reticulum
Molecular function (GO): long-chain fatty acid-CoA ligase activity; long-chain fatty acid transmembrane transporter activity
Source: RefSeq, a predicted model, not a curated record